Molecule: messenger RNA, 2151 nt
Organism: Penicillium egyptiacum
Lineage: Eukaryota; Fungi; Ascomycota; Eurotiomycetes; Eurotiales; Aspergillaceae
Source: the annotation of a GenBank genome assembly
AUGUCUCAAAAUCAACGAGAGGCUUGGGAGCGCCUGCAAGUUAUGCUGUCGAAGCGUAAGGCCGGCUUCGGCGGCGGCUUCCCAUCCGGUGGUGGCCGAGGAGGCAUGGGACUUGUCGGAACUCUCGUUCUCGCCGGUAUUGGCACCUACGUCGCGUCAAAUGCUCUGUUCAAUGUUGACGGUGGUCACCGUGCCAUCAAGUACUCGCGCUUAGGUGGUGUCCAGAAGGAAAUCUACAACGAAGGGACUCACUUCCAAAUUCCUUGGUUUGAAACGCCAAUCAUCUACGAUGUCCGUGCCAAACCUCGCAACAUUCCUUCUCUCACAGGUACUAAGGACCUGCAAAUGGUGAACAUCACCUGCCGUGUCCUAUCUAGACCCCGUGUGGAUGCUCUGCCCCAGAUUUACCGAACUCUGGGCCAAGAUUUCGAUGAGCGGGUUCUGCCUUCCAUCGUCAACGAAGUGCUGAAGAGCGUUGUUGCUCAGUUCAACGCCAGCCAGUUGAUCACACAGCGUGAGAACGUGGCCCGUCUGGUGCGGGACAACCUGGCUCGCCGAGCUGCCCGUUUCAACAUUGCUCUGGACGAUGUCUCCUUGACACAUUUGACCUUCUCCCCCGAAUUCACAGCCGCGGUUGAGGCCAAGCAGGUCGCACAGCAAGAUGCUCAGCGUGCUGCAUUCAUGGUCGACAAGGCCCGCCAAGAGAAGCAGGCAUUCAUUGUCCGUGCACAGGGUGAGGCCCGCUCCGCCGAGCUUAUUGGUGACGCCAUCAAGAAGAGCAAGAGUUACAUCGAGCUCCGGAAGAUUGAAAAUGCCCGUCACAUUGCUCAGAUCCUGCACGAGAGCGGUGGCAAGAACAAGCUCUACCUGGAUAGCCAAGGAUUGGGCCUGAAUACCAUGCCCGAAGUCACCGACGAUACCCCAGUGCACCUCACCGAGGUCGACGUCGACCUUGACGUGCAAGAGAUUCUCCUGGCUGCAUCGCAGCACGACCAGUCUAAGCUCCGUCGCCUCCUUCGCACCCAGUCUAUGCUGCCUGACGCCGCAAAUGUCAAAGAUACCGAGUCCGGAUUCUCACCUCUGCACGCUGCAAUCGCCGCCUGCGAGCCCGAUACGGAGACUGUUGACACCAAUGGCGCGUCCACCUCAGACUCGAACACCAAUGGUCUGGACGCUGAGACCGUGAAAUCGGCAGUGGAGACAGUCAAGUUCCUCCUGCAGGAGGGCGCUAUCUGGAACGAUCUGGACGCGAACAACGAGACACCUGGCUGUAUCGCGCGCCGAAUCGGCGCUCUCGAGCUGUACGAGUUGAUCGUCGACGCAGGUGUCCGCGCAGAGUUGCUACUGAACCGCCUCGACGCGUACGAAGAGCUCGCCGAUCACGAUGGCGACGAGGAGGAGGAAGGUGAGGCUGAGGCCGAGGCCGAGACAGCACCGGAACUCGUCGAUGCAUCCGCCCAGCCCACAACCACAACCACCCCUGCCAAUCCCGAAGUGUCCAACUCGCAGUAUCUGGAGUCGCGCCUGAACAUCCAGAACGACCGGAUCCUAGACGCAGACCAGAACGGGGUGAUGAUGCGCUGGGAAAGCGACAUCAUGCGCAAGUCCGCGACCGCACUGCUCCCGACACCCGGACUGAAAGUUCUGAACAUCGGCCACGGGAUGGGCAUUGUGGACGAAUUCUUCCAGGAGCAAGGGCCGGCGGUGCACCACAUUGUCGAAGCGCACGAGGAGGUCGUUGCAGAGAUGAAGCGACGCGGGUGGGAUACUAAGCCCGGUGUUGUCAUCCACCAGGGUCGCUGGCAGGAUAUUCUUCCUGGCCUUGUGGCGGCGGGGGAGACGUUCGAUGCUAUUUACUACGAUACCUUUGCGGAGUCAUAUGGUGAUUUCCGGGACUUCUUCUCUGAGCAGGUUAUUGGGCUGUUGGAGCAGGAGGGGCGUUGGGGAUUCUUUAACGGCAUGGGUGCUGAUCGCCAGAUCUCAUAUGAUGUCUACCAGAAGGUGGCGGAGAUGGAUCUCUUCGAGGCUGGGUUUGAUGUCCAGUGGGAAGAGAUUGCUGUGCCCAAGUUGGAAGGUGAAUGGGAGGGUGUGCGCCGGGCUUACUGGGUUGUCGAUGAUUAUAGAUUGCCCCUGUGCAAGUUCAUGGAUUAA